AGGUGCACGUCCGCGAUGCCAAGACUGACCUCAGGGCCAACCUCUGCUGCAUGACAUCACUCCGCCUCACGGGCUCGGAGUUCCAUCAAGGUCUGAGUCUCCCGCUGUGACCGAAGGCGAUGCCUCAUCAUCAUUCAUUCUCAGGCGGGCUCUCGGGGCAAACGCACACUCGCGCCGCUCCCCGGACAACUUAAACACCGUAACGACCGGCGACGUAAAGCGGUAUGAUGACGGAAGAGAGCAGGGGCAAGCGGAGGAAACAAGCCAAUCCCAGGAGGAACCGAGUGGAUGCUGAGCCAGUGAGUUCACUGGGAUCUGAGGGGGAGGAUGAGCUGGGCCUGUGGAGCCUGGAGCCCCAGGACUGCCAGGACAAGACCAGCUUGACGCCGAGCGAGGGCACGGAGGAGCCCGCUAGUCCUGCUCGCUCCACGCGGCCGCACAGCCUCAGCCCCGGCAGCAGGAGCUACUGGCCGCAGGAGGAGCAGGAGGCCGAGGCCGCAGAAGACGCCACCGGCGCAUCUGCCGCUGACAGGGAGGCAGACCAGGAACCUCUGAGGAUGUUCUGCAAGAACUCAGACUCCCAAAAUGGGUUGGAGGACCUGGCCCAUUAUAGAUUUCUGGCCCAGUUGAGGAAGGCCUCUACCUCAGCCAGUCUCUUGGACCACCUGAACCACAAUGGCACGGCAGCGGUGUACCACCCAGGAAGCAGUCACGAGGAGCUGCCACCUGCCAUCUGGUCACCAGGCGCUCAGCACCGCUCACCCGAGGGAGCAGAUGCAGGCAGGACCGAGCAGGCAUGUCCAUUUUGCCACAGAAUGUAUCAGCGAGGACCCUCUUUGAGGGACCACAUCAAGUACUGCCAGGAGAGGGAUGGGGGCCACAUGGUCUGCCCGCUCUGUGGAUACACUGCCACCCUUAGGGCGCAGAUGGAGCGGCACCUGGCUUUUCAUAACCAAGUGCAGGACAAGAGUGUCAUCACUUUGGAUCAAGGCAUUGAGACCAGGAAGUUCAAAUGUCUGCAGUGUGGGAAAGCAUUCAAGUAUAAACACCACCUCAAAGAGCAUCUCCGCAUCCACAGCGGUGAGAAACCUUACGAGUGCUCCAACUGCAAGAAACGGUUCUCUCACUCUGGCUCCUACAGCUCCCACUUAAGCAGCAAAAAGUGCCUGAGUGGUGGAGGAAAUGGAGGGGGAAACGCAGGAGGCGCCAGCGGUGCAUUUAAUGGACUUAGCCAAAGCCCCUACCACCACUCAUUUCCAACAUCUCCCUCUGCAGGUGUGGGCAGGAACAGUACUGACAAGGGCUCCCUGUUGGCUUCACAGACCCAAGAUCUUACCGGGCUUCUAUGUCGAGUCCCGGAGGAUCCUCACCAGCUUUCCCUGCAGGACCCCAACCACAACCCCGCCAGAGCGUCAGACCUGGCUCGUCUUUGGGACCCCUCAACAGAGCUCUCUCUGAGGGCCAGUAUCCUCAAAGGGACCACCCUGCUCCCUUAUCUGCACUCUGGGACCAAGUUUGAACAGAUGCUGCAGGAGAUGCUUCACAGGGAGGUGAGGAAAGAGGAGGAGAUGGACAUAGGAGUAGGAGGAGCUGCAAUGGAGGAAAGGAAGGUGAUUUACAACGAAGGAGGGCCCGACAGGAAGGUGUCGCCUGACCGGAGACGAGAAGCAGGGAGGUCAGGUGAAGGGGAGAGAGGUGUGCUUGGGAUGACGUGUCGUUGGUGCUCACAUAUUUUCCCCAAUGUGGCGGUGCUCCUGCAGCACGAGCGCUACCUCUGCAAGAUGAACCGAGAGGCGGUGGAGGCGCCCGAGGGACUCCGCAGCAAAGACCAUCCCUUGCCACCGUUAUUCUUCCCCAGAUCUGCUCUCCAACUGGAGAACAGCAAACCGAGCGAAGUAGCCAACAAGUCUGGAAACAAAUCCCCUUUGCAGAAGCCCAGUUGGCACUCUUUACCGCAGCAGCUUUUGGUGGCAAUGUACUCCCCUCCACAGCCCCACCAUGAUGCCCCCUCCUCUCAGGCGUACUGCUCCGGCCAAGAAAAGGGAAGCCCAAACCAACCGAUGAACCACUCCCCAGAGCUGUCAUCGCCUCGGGUCAGAAGGAGGGUUCCCUCUUCAGGUUUCGGUUCUCCAGUGUGCCUGGACUUCCCCAGCUGCCCUCCUGAACUGGCCUCCACUCAGAACCUGGCCAGCAGCCCCUGGUCUGCACAGAACGAGCCUCUGGACCUCUCCCUGCCCAAGCAGCUCUCAGACCAGCAGGGGAGGAACAAAACUGUAAACGGCAACUCAGGCAGAAGAGAGAGGAGGGAGCACAGGACCCAGCAGCUCAGGAGACCGAGUCCGAUGUCACACCUCUCCCUUCACCACCAUCCGGCCUACAGUGGGGCCGGAGCUCAUAUGUUUCCAGGUUCCCUAUAUAAUGGAUUUCCUAUCUUCAACCAGUCUGGUUUAGGGCUUUCAGGUCCUGAUGGCAACACAGGGAUUCCUUUCAGCCAGCAAGCUAGUAGCCCCGGGUUUCUCUCUCCUCUGGCUUACAUGAUGGAUGCCGACGCAGAGGCGACCCUGAAGAAGCUCCACCAGGAGAGACAAGCUCUCAUGGGUGAAGUGUUAAGCCACGGAGCUCUAGACUACCUUUCCCUCAUGGAUGAAGGACUGGAGGGAGAAGGGGGUCCCGGUAGGAAAAGACUGAAGAAGACCGACGAGGGGCUUUACGCUUGUGACAUUUGUGAAAAAACCUUUCAGAAGAGCAGCUCUCUGCUCCGACACAAAUACGAGCACACAGGUAAGCGUCCUCACGAGUGCAAGAUCUGCAACAAGGCCUUCAAGCAUAAGCACCAUCUGAUUGAGCACAGCCGGCUGCACUCUGGAGAGAAACCCUACCAAUGUGACAAGUGUGGCAAACGCUUCUCUCACUCCGGCUCAUACUCACAGCACAUGAACCACCGCUAUGCCUACUGCAGCAAGGACCAGGAUCCAGACCAAGACAACGAGGAAAUGCCUUUCACCCCAGGGGCGGGCAGAAAUAUGGAUGAGACCCCUCUGUCCAUGGAGGACACUCAGACGGCGCACUCCUUCCUCAGCGAUUCCAGUCUCGAUGGAGCUGCAGAGGCCCUCAAAGAGGAAGAAGAAGAUGAGGAAGAGGAUAAAGACGUAGGGGUUAGUGAUGGUCAUGUGGAAAAGGCACUAGUGGGUUUGUCAGCGGUAGCGGAGGAGCUAGGAGGUCCCCCCACCCUCGGAUCACCUAGAGCGGAGAAUGGAGUGCAAAACGAGAGAAAUGGUUAUGAUUUAGGAAACCACAUUGACAAAGCAGAGAGACAGUUCUGGGACAGAGCCACUGAGGGCCAGAACAGAGACUUGGACAACUGUGAACUUAGCCUGGAUUUAACAGAAUUACCCAGAAUAAAAAUUUAAGAUGUCUUCAACAAGCCAAUACAAUGCAUAUAUUAUCUAUAUAUAUAUUAAGAAUUUUUUGUACACUUUUUCUUUCAUGUGUAUAUAUAUAUAUAAAACUGAUUUUAUUUUUAAUGACGUGAGAAAAUGCACAGAACUUCCAAAGCAUAGAAGUGGAUGAAGCCAUACGAACAAACAUAUAUGUGACAAUACGAAGUAUUUUAUCAUGCAAAAUAGACUUAAUGUACAUACAGCGCCUUUUUUUUGUAAUUGUUUUUGUUUGCCAGGACAGCUAAAACACAUUUGGGUUGACUCAUGUAUCCAGAUGUGGCAUUGCAUAAAUCUCACUUUUUAUUCGCUUGCUGCUGCUGACUGUUGCACAACCCAUAAAGAAGAGGCCUUUGUAUUUUUAUGCCCAGGAUCCAGUUGGAUUUGCUUGAAAAAUUGUGACUCGGUGAAUGAAGGAAAGGAUUGAUUACAAUAAUAGGAAUACAUCUACUGUUACUUUAGCAUGCCAUUAAACUUAGAGAUUAGAUACAGUCAUAUCAAUCAGAUUUGCUUGAUGCUCAGUUAGUAUAUUUAUUAUUGUGCAAGUAACAUUCAAUAUCCUGUGGUAUUAUUUCAUACAAACCCAUACCUCUAUUUUAAGAAAUGAACAAUAACGUGUAACAUGUUUGACAUGAAAAUACAAGCAUGCAUGCAUUGAGCUAUUGAGGGCUUGAGCUUGUAUGGACGUACUCCUUUGUAUCAUUUGUGCUGUGAAAUAACAAGGUACAACCCCCUCAUCUCUUCAGGGUCACUAAGGUGUUCAGUGGCUUUGAAUUAUCAGCAGUCAUUUUUCACAGCAAUUUUAGCAGUUGAGAGGAAGCGGUACAAAGAGGAAGAACUGGAAGGUGGUUGUUUAUUUAUUUUUUUAAACAAAAAGCAGAAUGUAAUGCUUUGCUACGGGACAGUGAUUCCUGCAUCUCUGUAUGUUAAAGGGGGUAAAAAAAGAAAGUCGGUUUUGGGGGAUGCUCCUUCGAAUCAAAACGUGCACUGCCUCACUGUAUCAUAAUCACAAAGAGCUGCUUCAUUUCAUCUGAUGCGGAAAUAUCACCUAUUUCCCGUUAUAAUUUACAUGUGCCAUCUUCUCACCGCCCCUGGAAACUAAAAUAGGCCACACAUUUAGGCUGCCUGUUGAGGUGUGGCGAGAGGGUCAAGACUCAGGACACAGACAUCAGCUCAUAACUUCCUCUUUCUCACUGCAGUGUGGUCGAUGUGAAAUGCGCCUCAGAUGUACUCAAGACUGUGAGUAAUCCGACAGAGCCUUGGUAAGACGAGAUACGACGAUGGUGCAUGAGGUGUGACUAAACCUCGAGCAUUAAUGCAUACCCUGCCUCUUUAUGGUCAUAAUGUGUGUGUGUGUGUGACACGCCAACUGCCAUCUUCGUCGUGCGUAGUUCCUUACCUGUUAUUUCUGGGUCAACAUUCCUCGGUUUACUUUCCCUCAGCGUCUGCACACUUCUUUUAAAAUGUUGCAAGCAAUGUUUGAAAAAAUAUAUAUUUUACUGGCACCCAUGCAACUUUUGUAUUCACUUUUUAUAUAUGUUUUAUAAUGAAUAUAAUAAAAUUGUACAUACCUUGUCACAAUAA
Pseudoliparis swirei is the source of this 5021-nucleotide messenger RNA. RefSeq names its product zinc finger E-box-binding homeobox 2-like. Gene Ontology annotation, biological process: anatomical structure development; regulation of transcription by RNA polymerase II. Lineage: Eukaryota; Metazoa; Chordata; Actinopteri; Perciformes; Liparidae. Gene Ontology annotation, molecular function: DNA-binding transcription factor activity, RNA polymerase II-specific; RNA polymerase II cis-regulatory region sequence-specific DNA binding. The coding region runs from base 225 to 3410 and encodes 1061 amino acids. The transcript is spliced from 8 exons. The record is from RefSeq and is a predicted model, not a curated record.